AGCGGGAGGAGGAGGAGGAGGAAAGGGAGGAGCAGCAGGAGAACGAGCGGGAGCGGGGCUAUGGCGGGAUCUUUGUCACGUUGUUUGGCGGAGGAGCGGGAGGGGGAGGAGGAGGAGGAGGAGGAGGAGUGGGAGGAGCGGGAGAAGGAGCGAGAGGAGGCGUGGGAGAAGGAGCCGGGAAGGAGCGGGAGCGGGGCUAUGGCGCGGGAAGAGGAGCAGGAGGAGGGGGAGGAGGAAUGGGGGGAAAAGCAGGAGAAGCAACGGAAGGAGGACGAACAGCAGGAGGAGCGGGAGGAGCAGCAACAGAGGGAGCGGGAGAAGGAGAGGGAGGAGGAUCGGGAGAAGGACCAGGAGCGGGGGUAUGGCGGGAUCUUUGUCAUGUUGUUUGAUGGAGGAGCGGGAGGAGGAGGAGGAGCGGGAGGAGGAGCGGGAGGAGGAGUGGGAGGAGGGGAAAAAGGAGGGGGAGGGGAUUGGGGAUGGGGUUGCAUCUCACAGCCCCUUGCUCCAUACUCUCCUUCUCAUUUUGCACAUUCCAAGGCUGCUCAGUUCGAGCUGUUUGGGAUCCUGAACUAUGGCUAUGGCGGGAUCGUUGUCAUGUUGUUUGCCGGAGGACGAGUGGGAGGAGGAGCGGGAGGAGCCGGAGGAGGGAUGGGAAAAGUAGCGGGAAAAGGUGGAGUGGGAGGAGGAGCGGGAGCAGGUGCGGGAGAAGGAGCAAGAAAUGCGAAGGGGCGGAGGAGCCACGGAAAGGGGCGGAGGAGGAGCGGGAGGAGGGGCGGCAGAAGGAGCGGGAGGGGGAGCGGGAGGGGAAAUGGGGAGGGGGUUAACGAACACGCAGGAGCCGGAGGAGGGGGAAGAGAUAUAGGUGGAGGAGGAGAAGCGGGAGGAGCACGAGGACGAGCGGGAGGAGCGGCAGGAGGAACGAGGGAAAGAACAGGGGAAGCAGUGGGAGGAGAAGCAGCAGGGGCGAGAGCGGGAGAAGGAGGAGGAGGAGAGGGAGGAGMAGCAGGAGAACGAGCGGGAGCGGGGCUAUGGCGGGAUCUUUAUCACGUUGUUUGGCGGAGGAGGAGCGGGAGGGGGAGGAGGAGGAGUGCCUUUUUUCACAAUCAAACAUAAAUAUUUUUUUUUUCCAAUCACGUGCGCUUGCACCACCAUGCCUCUCAUCGCCGCGGCGGGCCCACUUGUUCUAUUAAUAGAUCUACUCUAAACCUACCCUAGGCCCUACUGGACCGACCAGUACCGUUUCAGUUUUGGCCUCUUCGGCCUCUCCCUAACCGGCUAUAGGCUAUAGGACCUGUCUAUCAGCGUAGGCCCUUAGGCCUGUCUGUCCUCGAGGUAGUCCGGUCCUGCCAUUCGCAGUUAGGGUAGCUGUAGGAAAUCCAAAUUAGUACUGGCCUGAAAUUUUCCCAAAUUUGCAGAUAUGUCCCUCACGAAUUUCCCCACAGGCGGAUAUCACGGUUAGUCCUCAGUAAAACAAAUUUACAAAU
This is a messenger RNA of Chara braunii, 1484 nucleotides long. The record is from the annotation of a GenBank genome assembly. NCBI's taxonomy places the organism in Eukaryota, Viridiplantae, Streptophyta, Charophyceae, Charales, Characeae.